Chelmon rostratus (copperband butterflyfish) is the source of this 2509-nucleotide messenger RNA. It is a transcript of the gene nrsn1, whose product is annotated as neurensin 1. Bases 1 to 606 code for a protein of 201 amino acids. Lineage: Eukaryota; Metazoa; Chordata; Actinopteri; Chaetodontiformes; Chaetodontidae. Gene Ontology annotation, biological process: nervous system development. The transcript has 5 exons. Gene Ontology annotation, cellular component: neuronal cell body; transport vesicle; neuron projection. The record is from RefSeq and is a predicted model, not a curated record.
AUGACUUCUUGCUCAGAGAUCUGUGGGUCGGAGUAUGCUGAGCAAGCUCAAGCCAGCGGGAACUGCCAGCAGUAUGGAGUCCGCUCCUACCUACACCAGUUUUAUGAGGAGUGCACAGCUUCUAUCUGGGAACGCGAUGAAGAUUUUCAGAUUCAGAGAUCACCGAGCAGGUGGAGCUCUUUACUCUGGAAGGUCUGUCUCGCAUUCGGCACCCUGAUUUUGUUUGCGGGCCUCAUUGUUGUUUUGGUGGGUUAUGCCACUCCAGCCAGGAUCGAAGCAUUUGGGGAGGAUGAUCUCCUUUUUGUUGACAGCCACGCGGUCAGUUUUAACCGUGCUCUAGAUGUCUGUAAGCUGACCGGCGCUGUGCUGUUCUGUGUGGGGGGCACCUCCAUGGCUGUGGGUCUCCUGCUGUCUGCCUUUGCCAAAAGCUACUCCAAAGAAGAACUGUAUCUGCAGCAGAAGUUUAAGGAGAGGCUGGCCGAUCUGACUGCUUUCACCACAGGUACCCCCAUAAUGAGAGCACCGGCCCCCGGAGAGGGAAAGGUACCGGCCACACUUUCCAAAGUCCAGAACAUCCAGCCAACGUCCACAAAGUCAGAGACCUGACAGAAGGACAGAUGAAGGCAUAAAGUGAAGGAGUGUGCGUGAGGAUUGAUUGGUGUGCAGACCGCGUGUGAGUGCGAACACGUGUGUGUAUGUCAACCUGUGUGUGCGUUUUUCUCUCUUGAAAGGUCAGCUUACAUGACUGAUAGUAUUGGUUCUUCAUCUUUAUUAGCUGUGUUUGACAUUAAAGCUCGAUUGCGCGGUUAUGUAGGUGCGGAGUUAAUAUAGCUGAGCAAAGUUUAAGUCUGCGGUUUGAUCCUCAGUCGUACGAAAUUCGCAGUAAUCUGACAAAGCACAUGCAGGUCUGGAGCCCUACCCAGAAAGCAAACCACAAAAACAAAUCAAUAGAACACAGCCGCUGAACAACAACAUCGUAGCUCCUCUGUCGAGAGGAUUGGCGUUUUGUAAAGGAGGGUGGUGUUUCUGCUGGAGGGUGUAGAGCAGCAGAUGCAGCGUUUGAAGUUAUUGGUGAUUGGCCCCUAUGCACAGAAAUGAUCAAAAGAAGUACUGAACACAACAACCAUUAUCUCUGCCUUGUGUCCAAAAGGACAUCAGAGGAUGAGUGUUUCUAUGUGCGGACUACUGCGUGUGUGCUGUGUGUUCAUGUAUAUGCAGCACAGCUUCAUGACAACGCUCACAGUGAGAGGUGUCAAUCAAAACUGCACACUAUGAGUACACAUGCUUUAGCUUUGGAAUACUCCUUUUAAGUACUGUUUACACGCAACAAGCCAGGAGAUGUCUUAACAGAUACUUUGCCUGCAGUUCACACAUCAUCAGAACAGAUUAGAGAGACACGCAGAUUAGAACGGACCUUAAGGGUAGAUUCCACGUUGACAUUUUCUUCUGCCUUAUUAGGCCUCUGACCUUGUCUCCUUCAGCGAAUCCUCAGACAGGAUCGAUAGACGAGAGCAGACAGACUGAUGAGAGGCACGUUGAACUGGACUGAACAUAGCCUGUCACUCACAACCAAACAGAUUUCUUUGUAGAUAAUACAAACAAGGCGUUCAUCAUGCCUUCUAUCUCAUAUGAAAUCUGUUUGUUCGUUGGUUUUCUCCUUCACCACAUUACCCAUUCUCCUCCUUUCUCUGUCUCCUUCUUCCUUCCUGUGGCAAAAGCAAGCGCGUGGACACGCACCUGUCCAUCCAAGCGUGCAUAGUUUUGCAGCAUUUCGAUUAAAAAUGUUGUCAUCUUCGAGUUACGAGUUAGUUGAAAGACGCGCAGGUGCCGCGUGUUAAAAUGAGGAGGCGCCUCAAGCAAUGUGACUGGUCGUCACGUAACAGGGGGAUGAAGAGAGCACAUUCAGCUGCCGAACGGACCUCACUGGUUUCACAGUGCUCACUGUUUUCCGUCUGUCUGGAUCCACAGAUGCUUUAGAUACAACAACGGCCUUCCUGGGCUCACACACAAAACUUGAAAAUGCAUCAGAUAAUUUACACACUGUAUGCAAUGCUGUAGAAAUUUCACAUCAUCGAAGCUUUCUUUAACUGGUGGCAUGCGAACAAGAAGGAUUUUAUCUUUGUUCUGUAUAAGCUUGGCACUCACACAGUCUAACUUUAACCUACAAGCACAACAAGCUGUUAAUGUCACACUUUAUAUGAAGGUACACACAUUCACCAUUAACUAGUUUCUUAUUAGCAUGCAUAUUAGUAGCAUAUUGGCUGUUUAUUAGUCAUUAUAAAGGGUUUAUUAAUGCCUUAUUCUGUGUGACCAUAUUCUGCAGUUAGCAGGUCAUUAACAUAUGAGUUUUCCAUCCAUAACCUCCUAAUUAUUGCUUGAUAUAAGUAAGGAAGCCAUUGUACAUUAAUCUUAAUAACCCUAACCCCCAGAAUAAGACCUUAAUAAGAGCUUCAUAAUGACUAACAAAGAGCCAACAUGCUACUAAUACAGAUGCUAACAAGCAACUAGU